AUGGAUUAUUACGACCUGGGAGCUUACCGGCGAACGGUUUCUACUACCUCCGAGAAUGCUGGGAUCUGGUUCAAUCGUGGGCUCCUCUGGUGUUAUUCCUUCAACCAUGGGGAAGCAUUAAGAUGCUUUCAAAGGGCCGUCGAAUAUGAUGCACAAUGUGCCAUGGCCUAUUGGGGAAUGGCCUAUGCCAUUGGACCAAACUACAAUAAGCCUUGGAUACGUUAUGAUCAGGCGGAUUUCAGAGAGACGGUCAGUAAAUCGCAGGCAGCAUUGGCGCUUGCUCGAGCCGCUCAAAACACUAAGCCCAUCGAGAAGGCUUUGAUCGAAGCCCUAUCAGACCGAUUUCCCCAUGGAGAAGCAACACCCGAGGACUUUAGCAAGCUCGACAAUGCUUAUGUCAAAGCGAUGCGUGGCGUAUUCGACAACUUUGGCGAAGACAUAGAUGUGGCGGCUCUAUUUGUGGACGCAAUCAUGUGCGCGCGUCCCCGACAACUUUGGGACCUAGAUACUGGUAAACCCACGGGACCCGAAACUCUGGAAGCUAUGCACAUACUUGAGGCUGGCUUAGCUAGUCAGGAUGGCCUUGAUCAUCCUGCCUUCUGCCAUCUUUAUAUCCAUAUGAUGGAAAUGGCGCCGAAUCCAGAGAAAGCCAUCAUUGCUGCGGAUCAGCUGCGUCAACUUGUUCCUGACGGUUCUCAUAUGCAGCACAUGGCAACGCAUAUUGACAUUGCCUGUGGUGACUAUCGCAGAGGCGUAGAUUCCAAUCGAAAGGCUAUGAUUUCCGACGACAAGUUCUUUGCCGAGGGCACCGCCUCUACACUCUACACGGCAUACAGAAGUCAUAAUAUUCACGUUCUCGUGUAUGCUGCCAUGAUGGCUGGUCGAUCCCGAGACGCAAUCCAGGCUUCGAAGCGGAUAACUGGUAUCAUUACACCCGACUUGUUGUCUAUUAAAUCCCCCCCAAUGGUCGAUUGGGUGGAGUAUCAGGCUGCCAUGCCUGCACACGUACUUAUUCGAUUCGGCCGCUGGGAAGAAAUCCUCCAACUUCAGCCUCCAGAAGAUAAAGAGCUGUUUUGUGUUACAGAUGCCAUGAUACACUAUGCUAAGGGUGUUGCCCUAUCAGCUCUUGGUCGGGUUCAGGAAGCCGAGGUAGCCAGGAAGGAAUUUGAAGCUGCCCGCCGCGCGGUUCCCGAGAAUCGCCAAUAUGGGAUUGCAUGUAAGGCUGAGACAGCUCUCCAGGUUGCUUCGCGCAUGCUGGAAGGCGAGCUUGAGUAUCGAAAGGGAAACUUUGACCAGGCAUUCGCUUACCUAUCCGAUGGAGUCCGGCUGGAGGACAGGCUCCCUUACGCAGAUCCACCUGUCUGGCUGCAGCCCGUUCGUCACGCACUGGGCGCAUUGUUGCUUGAGCAAGGCCGCAUUGAUAAGGCCGAGGAAGUAUAUAAGCAAGAUCUGGGGAUUUCUAAAAAGCUUCCGCGCCGGAAAACUCGUUUGAACAAUGUGUGGGCAUUACAUGGGCUCUAUGAAUGUUUGACGCGUAGUGGUCAGAGUGAGGAGGCUGAAAGGAUUCGUCUUCAGCGGGAUAUCGCCGUCGCUUCUGCCGACAUCCCACUUGGAGCUUCGUGUUUUUGCAGGCUUUCAACUGCCAAGUGCAGUGCUGUGAUGGUUGCUCCUUGUAGCAAGUCAUGCAACGACGGUCACAAAAAUGGCAAGACGUCUGGUACUACCGAGACAGGAAAGCCAUUCGUCGGAUCUAUGAACUAUCAACGGAGACAGGAUAUGAGCCGAAAGAAGAGCACGUAG
Molecule: messenger RNA, 1800 nt
Organism: Fusarium redolens
Lineage: Eukaryota; Fungi; Ascomycota; Sordariomycetes; Hypocreales; Nectriaceae
Exons: 2
Coding region: 1-1800 (599 amino acids)
Cellular component (GO): intracellular anatomical structure
Molecular function (GO): protein binding
Source: RefSeq, a predicted model, not a curated record